This is a messenger RNA of Etheostoma spectabile (orangethroat darter), 1125 nucleotides long. It is a transcript of the gene tprkb, whose product is annotated as Tp53rk binding protein. The transcript is spliced from 4 exons. NCBI's taxonomy places the organism in Eukaryota, Metazoa, Chordata, Actinopteri, Perciformes, Percidae. Gene Ontology annotation, cellular component: nucleus; EKC/KEOPS complex; cytosol. Bases 117 to 644 code for a protein of 175 amino acids. Gene Ontology annotation, biological process: tRNA threonylcarbamoyladenosine modification. The record is from RefSeq and is a predicted model, not a curated record.
CCCUCCCUCCUCAGUGUCACCGUGUUAUGGUUCCCCCUCGUGUGCGGACCGUGCAGUCUGAGAUCCAAACGUUCACGGGAAACCGGGAUUUUCUUCAUAGGUCGUGAAGUUCCAGCAUGCAUUUAACAAACAAACUAGAGCUUUUUCCCGACAAAAGAGUGACUCAAAUGCUUUUCAAGGAGGUCAAAAAUGCAGCCGAGCUGAGACAGUGUGCGGUGGAGGGUAAAAUAAAUGGUGCCUUGAUCAACCCAACGAUGCUGGUGGAUCCUUUCCAAGUGCUGGUAGCUGUCAACAAGGCUGUUAACUUACAGAAAAUUGGGAAAAUGAAGACAAGAAGUUUAUUCUCAGAAAUAAUCUUCAACCUGUCACCUACUAAUAAUAUCUCCGAGGCGUUCAAAAGGUUUGGGAGCUCUGAUGGCGAUGACUCAGUCCUGGUGGUCUUGGUUCACAACAAAGAUGAGUCACAGCUUGUGUCAGACAUCACAGCCAGGGUGAGCGGACGCCAGGUUCCAGCGGAGGAGCUUUCCUCGCUGACAGACCAUGCAAAAAUCAAAAAGCUGUAUAAAGUCACAGCGCAGGAGGAGAAGUGUGGGACUCUACUUGACGCAGUUGUAUGCAGAAUGGCUACCAAGGACGUCAUGUAGCUGUGACAGGCAAAAAGGACCGGAACAAGACUCAUUAAAAACAAUAAAACAAAUAAAUGCUUGUCUUUUUUUAUAUGAGCUGUGUAUUGAUAGUAAUAAUGGCUUUCCUGCAGUUGUUGUUAUUAUACCACAUUGUGAAAUCCAACAACAUGCAAACAUUGUCUUUUGUGUACAAAACUCAAAUCGAUGUCAACUACAAAAAAAGUCAAAUUUUUCCCAGCUGUAAAGAAAAUGUAUGUUGUUUUUUCAUAUACAUUUUCAUGGACUUUACUUGUCUUUUCUCUUGUUUAAAUUUUCUAUAUUAUUGUUAGACUAGACGUUUGAGAGGCAAUUGGCCAAGUCUGGGGAACCCUUUUGGUGACAGUUAUACUUGUCUUUUUUGACAGCAGGGGACAGUGAUGUAAAGCUGGUCUCAUGCUUAGCAGUUGGUGAAUAAUGAAUCUAAAAUGCUGUGGGCCAAUCAUUAACCGGAGCUUGAGAG